AUGAUCCCGCCGGGGGAGUGCCUGUAUGCAGGCAGGAAGAGGAGAAAGCCAGUGCAGAAACAGAGGCCAGCUGUGGAGUCUGACAAGUCUAACCCCUCCAAGCGGCACCGGGACCGCCUCAAUGCCGAGCUGGACCAGCUGGCCAGCCUCUUGCCAUUUCCACCCGACAUCAUCUCCAAACUGGACAAGCUUUCAGUGCUGCGCCUCAGUGUCAGCUACCUCCGGGUGAAGAGCUUCUUCCAAGCCGUGCAGGAGUCCUGCUUGAGGCAGCCGGUAGCCAGGGAUCACUGCUCAGGAGCUGCUCGUACAUGUGGCGAGUCAGAGGUGCUGGAGGGCAGGCUGCUCCUGGAGUCUCUCAACGGGUUUGCCCUGGUGGUGAGUGGAGAAGGAAUGAUCUUUUAUGCGUCAGCAACAAUCGUGGAUUACCUGGGCUUCCAUCAGGUGAGUGAGCAGAGGUCACGCUGGAAGUGUUGA
Molecule: messenger RNA, 474 nt
Organism: Elephantulus edwardii (Cape elephant shrew)
Lineage: Eukaryota; Metazoa; Chordata; Mammalia; Macroscelidea; Macroscelididae
Gene: AHRR
Product: aryl-hydrocarbon receptor repressor
Exons: 4
Coding region: 1-474 (157 amino acids)
Biological process (GO): regulation of transcription by RNA polymerase II
Cellular component (GO): aryl hydrocarbon receptor complex; nucleus
Molecular function (GO): nuclear receptor activity; protein dimerization activity; transcription cis-regulatory region binding
Source: RefSeq, a predicted model, not a curated record